Molecule: messenger RNA, 410 nt
Organism: Aphanomyces invadans
Lineage: Eukaryota; Oomycota; Saprolegniomycetes; Saprolegniales; Verrucalvaceae
Product: glutaredoxin
Exons: 3
Coding region: 9-353 (114 amino acids)
Biological process (GO): cellular response to oxidative stress
Cellular component (GO): cytoplasm
Molecular function (GO): glutathione disulfide oxidoreductase activity
Source: RefSeq, a predicted model, not a curated record
AAACCAGCAUGGGCAGCAACAACUCAUCGGGCGCGACCCCUGAAGCUGCGGCAUUUGUUCAGCAAGCGAUUAACACCAACGGUGUUACAAUCUUCAGCAAGACGUAUUGCCCGUACUGUGACAUGGCCAAGAAAACGUUGACGUCGGUUGGGGCGCAGUUUGAAGUGAUUGAGCUGAACAAACGUCCCGAUGGCGAUGCUAUUCAAAGCGUGCUUGAAGAACUGACUGGUCGAGAUACCGUGCCCAACGUUUUCAUCAAGACAACUACCAUCGGAGGUGGCACAGACGUAGCCAAGCUUCAUCGUGACGGCAAAUUGGUCCAAAUGUUGAAGGAAGCUGGUGUACUCGCGUAAUUAACUCCAUCGUGGUGAAAUUCGUCCAGCACACACUCUAAAUGCCUUGUUCUGCCG